This is a messenger RNA of Rhincodon typus (whale shark), 2878 nucleotides long. RefSeq names its product arylsulfatase A (gene arsa). Bases 205 to 1707 code for a protein of 500 amino acids. Gene Ontology annotation, molecular function: arylsulfatase activity. The record is from RefSeq and is a predicted model, not a curated record. The transcript has 7 exons. Lineage: Eukaryota; Metazoa; Chordata; Chondrichthyes; Orectolobiformes; Rhincodontidae.
UUGUGCGCAUUCGCAGUCGCACCGCGGGUCCGGUGACGUUCUAUUACUCGCUCACCAAUUAACUAUUACUCCCACAGUAUUACCCUCUCAACCAUUAACUAUUACUCCCUCUGUAUUACCCACUCAACCCUUAACUAUUACUCCCGCUGUAUUACCAACUCAACCCUUAACUAUUACUCCCGCUGUAUUACCGACUCCGGCCUGAUGUUACCGUUCCUGCUCCUGCUGCUGACACCGAGCCACGGGCUUGUUGCUGCUUCCAGACCUGGGGUGGUGCUGUUCUUGGCCGAUGACCUUGGCUACGGCGACCCGGGCUGCUUCGGGCACCCGAGCUCCCAGACCCCGAACCUGGACCGGCUGGCGGCGGAGGGCCGGAGAUUCAGCGACUUCUACAGCGCAGCCAGUGUCUGCAGCCCGUCCCGGGCAGCUUUGCUGACAGGCCGCUACCCCACUCGGUCAGGGGUUUAUCCAGGCGUUUUCUAUCCUUCGUCAAAGGGUGGUCUUCCACUAAAUGAAACCACCAUCGCUGAACUGCUGAAACAGCAAGGAUACAAAACAGCAAUGGUGGGUAAGUGGCAUUUGGGCUAUGGGCUCAAUGGGAGCUACUUACCCAUCCAUCAGGGUUUUGAUGAAUUCUUGGGCAUCCCCUACUCCCAUGAUCAGGGGCCCUGCCAGAACUUGACUUGUUUCCCACCAGACACCAAGUGCUACGGAAAGUGUGACCAAGGUGUGGUCCUUAUGCCCGUGUUCAAGGAUGACAAGAUUAUCCAGCAGCCGGUCUACUUUCCCAAGCUCACUCAACUGUAUGAUAACUUUGCAAGACACUUCAUUCUGAAAGCAGCAAAGCAGCAGAAACCAUUCUUCCUUUACUAUGCAUCACAUCAUACCCACUAUCCCCAAUUUGCUAGUGCUGGUUUCACAGGGAAGUCCAAGAGGGGCCCUCUGGGAGAUGCACUGAUGGAAUUUGACGCUUCGGUGGGGGUGAUAUUAAAUGCUAUACGAGAUGCUGGAGUGGAGAAUAAUACUCUUAUCUUCUUCACUAGUGACAAUGGCCCGGAGCUGAGGCGACAGUCGCGUGGCGGGAAUGCAGGGCUGUUGAAGUGUGGCAAAGGCACAACAUACGAUGGGGGAAUGAGGGAACCUGCUAUUGCCUAUUGGCCUGGUCGGAUCACUCCAGGUGUAACCCAUGAGCUGGCCAGCACCCUGGACAUCCUUCCGACAAUUGCCAGCCUCUCCGGUGCAAAGCCUCCACAGGUCAAGCUGGAUGGAUAUGACAUGAGUGAUAUCCUCUUCAAUAAUGGCAAGAGCAAGCGGAAGACCAUGUUUUACUAUCCAGUCACCCCCAGUGAAAAACUGGGAGUUUUUGCUGUGCGUUAUGGAAAGUACAAGGCUCAUUACUACACUCAAGGUUCCAUUCUCAGUGAUACCAGCCCAGAUGAGUCCUGCCACUGGACUGCACCGAUCACGCGUCACAUACCUCCUCUGCUCUUUGACUUAGAGGCAGAUCCUUCUGAGAACUAUCAUCUCAGCUGCUAUGAGCUUCCCACUUUCACCUCGAUAAUCGAACAGAUCCAGAAAGAAACAAUCAAACUUGAGUCUGGAAUGGAGUUUGGAGAAAGCCAAAUGGAGAGGGGAUUUGACCCUGAACUUGAGCCUUGUAUUAAACCUGGUUGCAAGCCACGACCUCAGUGCUGUCAACAGACUUAGCCUGGAAGAAGGAAGGAAAGCAAAAUACAACCUAGCAAUUGUAUUACUAACACUUUCUAAUCUCAUGCUGAAGCUAUCCCCUGCGGCUGAUUUGGAACAGGGAGAAAACUCCAGCAGAGUCCUGGCUGCCUAGAAUCUGUGGUUAAAUCUUUGGGUGCACAUGUGUAAUUGAGGAUGAAGUAAAGAGCUUCACAUCCUUGUCAGGAAGGAAAUUCCCAGUAAAGAUGAGUCUUGUUUCGUGGUCCUGUUAAAAAUUAAAUCAUUGCAGUGAAUUUUAUUAAUCACAGCUUCCUCACUAUUUAUUUGUUUGGCCAGUUGACACUAUAAUACUGCAAUCCUAAUCUCCAAGUCUCCCAUUCUACCCACUCUGCCUGUGAUCCUCACUUCUUUAAAAUUGAGAUGCAAAAUAAUUUAAACUGAUUUUUCUUUUAAAAAAACCUCAAAACUAUAAAAUUCUUCCCCUCAUUUAUCUCUUCUUCUCCCGAUAACUUGCUGGCUUUCAAAAAAUCAUCUAAUCAAUAUUUUACUUCAUCUUCUCAAGUUCAUGCAUCCGUCUUGGUCUUGGGUAAGGGUACUCUUGCUUUUCCUCUGGAGUGUUAUGAUCUUGGACCAGACUGCCAUUCUUAUAUUAUGAUCUUGCUAAGAAUUAGUAACUUUUUCUUUAAAGUGGACAAAAGUGUGACAUCCCAGGUCCUUACUAAAGGAAUAAUAAUGCAAGAUCCCAAAGUUUUAUUCAAACAACAAGCAUUACUCUAUAAACUUAGAACAAUAAUACAAUCCACAAUAUAUAUACAAUUUUUAUUCUAACAUGAAGCAUUAACCUGAGUUAAAUAUGGUUCACGGACAAACCCUAUAGAAGUAUCAAAUAGCAAAUAUGUGCAAGACAGAUCCCAUCGAUUUCUUAGCAACCUCCCUGGACAUUGAUAGUCAGUCAUCAAAUCUCUUUAAAAUUUAAACAUUCUUAAAAUCGUAGAAUCCCUACAGUGUGGAAGCAGGCUAUUUGGCCCAUCGAGGUCACACCGACCCUCUGAAGAGCAUCCCACCCAAACCGACCCUGUCCCCACGACCCUACAUUCCCUGUGGCUAAUCCACCUAGCCUGCACAUCUUUGGACUGUGGGAGGAAGCCAGAACACCUAGAGGAAACCCACGCAGACACGGGGAGAAGGUGCA